This is a messenger RNA of Aspergillus nidulans FGSC A4, 705 nucleotides long. Its product is annotated as lumazine synthase RIB4. The record is from RefSeq and is a predicted model, not a curated record. Gene Ontology annotation, cellular component: riboflavin synthase complex. Gene Ontology annotation, biological process: riboflavin biosynthetic process. NCBI's taxonomy places the organism in Eukaryota, Fungi, Ascomycota, Eurotiomycetes, Eurotiales, Aspergillaceae. Gene Ontology annotation, molecular function: 6,7-dimethyl-8-ribityllumazine synthase activity; transferase activity. The transcript is spliced from 3 exons. Bases 82 to 705 code for a protein of 207 amino acids.
CUUUUGUUUCCAUCAAUCAAUUUGCACAUUGUAUAAUCUCCUUCGGCGACUCGUUCCCCUUCUUGAGUAAUACUUCCAGAUAUGCAAUCUCUUAAAGGGCCCGGAGCUCCUCAGGCCUAUGACGGGUCUGGGCUACGAGUUGCUAUUGUUCACGCGAGAUGGAAUAUGGGAAUUAUCGGUCCUCUUGUAGACGGUGCUACUAAAACACUACGGGCAGCCGGAGUUGCAGAGGAUCACAUUGAAAUUCACACUGUUCCAGGAAGCUACGAACUGCCAUUUGCUGUCCAGCGUCUCUACUCUGCCUCGCAACUACAAGCCGCCAACGCGGGGUCAUCGGGGGAAGGCAUCAGCGCAACAGAUCUACUCUCGUCUUCUACGGCGGAUGUGAGCAAGACGCCAUCGACAGCCUCAAGCGCUGCUUCGAAACCCUACGACGCGAUCAUUGCGAUUGGGGUUCUCAUCAAGGGCGAGACGAUGCACUUCGAGUACAUUGCAGACGCGGUCACCCAUGGCUUGAUGCGUGUUCAGCUAGAUACCGGUGUUCCUGUCAUUUUCGGCGUGCUCACUCUUUUGACUGAAGAGCAAGGUCUUGAGAGAGCUGGAUUGGGUUCUAAGGGAAUGCACAAUCACGGUGAAGACUGGGGAAAUGCGGCCGUUGAACUUGGCGUUAGGAGAAGAGGCUGGGCAAAGGGCGAGGUUGCUUGA